UCGGCUGUGUCCUGAUUGGUGCUUUCGUCACUUCCGUGUUGUAGUUCACCAUUGUAGUCCUUCCCCACUCGCUCACUUUGAGAUAGGAGACAGGAAAGAGAAGACAUGAGGCGGGCUGAAUGAGAUAACGUGACUUUUAAACACACUUCUCCGAUAAAGGGGAGCAUUCCAUUUUUGAGAACUUUCCAGAAAGGGAGCAACCUUGCCUGACGUGGAUAGACUCCUCGGAGGAGGAAGGUUUAAAAUCCACCCGAAGGAAAGGUGAGUCGGGACUUGAAAACCUCCAGAAAUGGACUCAAUAAGUUAAAAAGACCUGAAUAAGUUAAGUUAAGUCAACUUUAUGGUGAAAAUGUUUUUCGGGUCAACUUUGGCGUCAAAUGCUGCGCGCUGAAACCAGUCCAGCCUGCUCGGCGGAGACUUGGGAGACUCUUUGACUUGCAGGUAGACCUUCCGUGGAGGAACGCGGUGCUAAUAAAACAAAACAAAGAAGACAGACAAGAAGUUUGAUCACCAUGUCUGGUGUAAGUAAUGCCCACAUGAAAACCUUGGAGGACCUGACUUUGGACUCCGGCUAUGGAGCGGGAGACUCCUGCAAAUCCCUCAGCCUGUCCUCCUCCAAGUCGAACUCCCAGGCCGUUAUGACGACCCCUCACCGGGGUAACUGGUGGUACUACUCCGGUUCUAUGAACAGCAGGAACAACAGCUGGGACACAGUGAACACUGUCCUCCCCGAGGACCCAGAGGACAUCUUCUCCAAGUGUCCUCGCCUGCCCGAACUGGAAGAGUUCCCCUGGACAGAAGAGGAUGUGGCGAGGAUACUUCGCCAAGUGGCUGAAAGUGGCGUCACAAAAGGCGGACACACGCCCGUGUUCACUACGGAAGCCGUGAGGCGUUUAUCUGCGCUCCUUCGCAAGGCUCUCAUCCGCAUCUCCAGGGAGGCGCAGCGUCUGAGUGUCAUGCACUGCCGCUGUACGCGCUUUGAGGUGCAAAGCGCAAUGAGGCUGGUGCUCAGCUGGGCUCUGGCUGACUACUGCGUCUCCGCUUCGGUCAAAGCCAUCUCCAUGUACAGCAUGAGCGCCGGGGAGAUGCUGAGAAAGGGUAAGUCGGCCCGAUGCGGCUUGACCUUCUGCGUCGGACGUUUCUUCCGAUGGAUGGUGGACACCCGCGUAUCCGUGCGCAUCCACGAGUACGCUGCGAUAUGCCUGACCGCCUGCAUGGAAGCCCUGGUGGAGGAGAUCGGAGCCCGUGUGCUCAUGUCCGAACGGGGUCACCCCGGGCCGGAUGCGGGGUCAGCUCCGGUGAGUCCAGAGGCCUUGGAAGGAGUUGUCAACAAUGACGCGGAGCUGUGGGGAGUCCUGCAGCAGUACGAGCACCUGAUCUGUGGGAAGAACGCCAGUGGUGUCUUGUCCCUGCCGGCCCAUUUCAGUCCUUAUACAGAGAAUCAACAGACUUCUGUGGACUGCAGGGAGGAUGCCUAUGCCCAACUAGAGCUCAGGACGCUGGAACAGUCCCUGCUGGCUACCUGUGUGGGCAGCAUCUCCGAACUCAGUGACCUGGUAUCCCGUGCCAUGCACCACAUGCAGCGUCUGAGCUCAGUGCGUCCAGGUUUGAGUCCAGCUCGCCAUGCACGCCCACAGCAGCCUGUGUCCUGGUCACCUGACGCCCUCCACACCCUCUAUUACUUCCUGCGAUGCCCGCAAAUGGAGUCCAUGGAGAAUCCCAACUUAGAUCCCCCACGCAUGGCGCUAAGCAAAGAGAGGCCAUUCCUGUUGCUGCCGCCUCUGAUGGAGUGGAUCAGAGUGGCCAUAGUUCACGCUGAACAUCGCAAGAGUCUGCUGGUGGACACGGAUGAUGUCAGACAGACGGCCAGGCUGCUUCUUCCUGGACUGGACUGUGAACCCAGACAGCUUAAGCCGGAAUGCUGCUUCAGCUCCUUCAAGCGCUUGGAUUCCAAGGCCGCCACGGACAAGUUCCAUCUGGACUUGGGCUUCCGAAUGCUCAACUGCGGGCGCACGGACCUCAUCGGCCAAGCUAUCAGUCUUCUAGGACCUGAUGGUGUCAACAGCAUGGACGACCAGGGGAUGACGCCUCUGAUGUACGCCUGCGCCGCCGGAGACGAGGCCCUCGUACAGAUGCUCAUUGAUGCUGGCGCCAACCUUGAUGUGGCGGUCCCGCCAUGUUCUCAGAAGCACCCGUCCGUGCACCCCGACAGUCGACACUGGGCGGCGCUCACCUUCGCUGUACUGCACGGACACAUCUCAGUGGUGCAGCUACUGUUGGAUGCGGGGGCCAACGUGGAGGGAGCGGCGGUCCGUAAUGGACAGGAGAGCACAGCCGACACCCCGUUGCAGCUGGCCUCAGCAGCAGGCCACUAUGAGAUGGUGACCUUGUUGCUGGCAAGAGGUGCCGAUCCAUUAUCGAAGGCGUGUGAUGGAAACGCCCUGACGUCGUCCCUCUAUGAAGACAUGAACUGCUUCAGCCACGCUGCAGCACAUGGACACAGGAACGUGCUGAGAAAGCUACUGACUCAGCCCCAGAAAGUCAAAGAGGACGUCCUGUCUCUGGAGGAGAUACUCGCCGAGGGGGUGGAAGGGGAGGACGCUGGCAUUUGCCCUUUCCUGCCUUUACCCCCCCUCGCCAAUCCCUCCCCAGAGGGGGGAUUAGCGAGACUCUGCAAGGCCAGGAUGAAGGCUCUGCAGGAGGCCAGCUACUACAGCGCCGAACACGGUUACCUGGACGUCACCAUGGAGCUACGAGCGCUAGGCGUUCCGUGGAAGCUGCACGUGUGGCUGGAGUCCCUGCGGUGUGCUCAGCAGCAGUCCAGAGCGGGGGUCACUUUGUCGCUUCUCAGAGAGUUCACCAGCAUCAGAGAAGAAGAUUACUGCGAGGAUCUGGUCACUAUGGGCCUGCCGCUCAUGUUCAAUAUCCUACGCACCACCAAGAACGAUGCCAUCAUACAGCAGGUGUGCAGCAUUCUUAGUCACUGCUUCGGUCCUGCUCCUCUUCCUGCUGUCCCCGAGGUGAAGGCAACGCUCUCAGCGCAGUUGGACCCCCACUUCCUGAACAACCAGGAGAUGUCAGAUGUGACCUUCUUGGUGGAAGGCAAACCUUUCUACGGCCACAGGGUUCUUCUGAUCACAGCCUCUGACAGGUUCAAAUAUCUGCUUGCAUCCUCCGGUUCUGAUAAAAGUGCCAGCAAGCCGAUUGAGAUCAGCGACGUGAAGUACAAUGUUUUCCAGAUGAUGAUGUCAUACCUGUACUGUGGAGGAACAGAGUCGCUUAAAACCAAAGUGCCUGAUUUAUUGGAGCUGCUGUCAGCUGCGUGCGUAUUCCAGCUGGGGGCGCUGCAGAGACAUUGUGAGCUCAUCUGCUCUCAGCUCAUCAACCUGGAUAAUGCAGUCAGCAUCUACAAGACUGCAAAGGCCCACGGUUCAGUAGAGCUGACCUCGUUCUGUGAAGGCUACUUCCUACAGCAUAUGCCUGUUCUGAUGGAGAGGGAGACCUUCAGGAGUCUGCUGUUGGGGUACCGACCAGGCAACAACUCCACGUCCACGUUGGCCCUCAACCAGGGAGAAUCGCUCCUGGAGGAGCUGGAAGUUACGCUGGCUCGGCGUCUACGUUCGCUUUACGUCACCUCCAGAGUCUGAGCACGGCGGCAUGGAGUGGGAACCUCUGGACUUGUGGCCUACAAGUUAGAUUAUGAAGAAGAUGGGACAGUUUCUCUCUAUGAGGCUCAGGAAGCUUUUGUGUAGAAUAAUGGCCAAAAAAAAAAAAUAAGCCGUUGUUGCCCUCUAGUGGACAAAACAAUAAAUGCAUCUGACAGAAGCAUUCAUGAAUGGCCAGGCUGGACUUGUGGCCUUGAUCCAUUUUGAAGGACAAAUAAUACAGAAUAACCCCCUAAAAAAAGUAACCAGACCAAGAAAAGACUUACUUGAGAAUGGGAAGGACUUUUUGCUAUUUAAUGAGAAAAAAGAUUUGAAAGUAUUUAAAUCCCAAUUAAUUGUUUUUUGCUAUUCAUGGUAGACUUAAGCAUGGUAGACUUAAGAAUGAUCACAUGGGAAUUGUGUGUGUGUGUGUAUAUAUUCCAAUAAAUAUACUCUUAGUGAACAACUUGGAUAUAUUUUGGACUUGACACACCGCCGACUAUGAAAAAGCAAAAGAAAAAGAAAAAGACGGCAACUGAAUGAGUUUAUUUGUUGGAUGCUCACAGUAGUUUUGAUGUUAAACGGGGAUUAUUACAUCGUCUCUGUUUAGUUCCUG
This is a messenger RNA of Doryrhamphus excisus (bluestripe pipefish), 4260 nucleotides long. It is a transcript of the gene abtb2b, whose product is annotated as ankyrin repeat and BTB (POZ) domain containing 2b. NCBI's taxonomy places the organism in Eukaryota, Metazoa, Chordata, Actinopteri, Syngnathiformes, Syngnathidae. Gene Ontology annotation, molecular function: protein heterodimerization activity. The record is from RefSeq and is a predicted model, not a curated record.